GUUUAAAAAUAUUGGCGCUUGUCGUGUUAGCUACAGCUAGUUGUGCAUCCCUAGCAACUUACUCUUUUAUACUAUUAAAAAACCUGUGUGGUACUACAUAGCGUUACCGUUGUAAAGAAAUGAGAGAUAACCGUUAGCGAUAAAAGCAACACCUUGGUCACUGCAAAGGAACCGCAAUGGCAAAUGACGUGUGCAGCCAUGUAAAGGUGGUUAUUCGGGUGAGACCAACCAAUGACAGAGAGAAGCAGGAAAACUGUCGAAAUGUUGUCCAGGUCGUCGAUAGCCACAUGCUCAUAUUUGACCCCAAGGAAGAGGACAUGUCAUGUUUUGGUUCACAAAGAGCAAGAAACAGAAACAUCAACAAGAGGGCUAACAAAGACCUAAAAUUUGUUUUUGACCAUGUCUUCAAUGAGAACUCGACUCAAGUUGACAUUUUUGAAAGCACCACUAAAGGAGUGUUGGAUGGUGUGAUGAAUGGAUUUAACUGCACAGUGUUUGCUUAUGGUGCUACUGGAGCAGGAAAGACACACACCAUGUUAGGCUCACAGGAUGACCCAGGGGUCAUGUAUCGCACCAUGAAAGAGCUGUUCAAACGCAUGGAUGAUGUCAAGGAGGAGAAAGAGUUUGCUGUUGCGUUCUCAUAUCUUGAGGUUUACAAUGAACAGAUCAGAGACUUGUUGGCUAAUGCUGGUCCUCUUGCUGUCAGAGAGGACAGCUCUAAAGGAGUGGUUGUUCAAGGCCUCACACUGCAUCAGCCCAAAUCUGCAGAGCACAUUCUUGAGGCUUUGGAUUCUGGAAAUCGAAACAGGACUCAACAUCCUACUGAUGUUAAUGCCACCUCUUCCAGAUCACAUGCUGUAUUUCAGAUAUACUUGAGACAGCAGGACAGAACUGCCAGCCUCAAUCCUAAUGUCUGCGUUGCGAAAAUGAGCCUAAUUGAUCUUGCUGGCUCAGAGAGAGCUAGCGCCACCAACGCCAAAGGAGCACGCCUGCGAGAAGGCGCUAACAUCAAUCGCUCCCUCCUUGCCCUGGGAAAUGUGAUCAAUGCUCUUGCUGACCCAAAGAGUAAGAAGGCUCAUAUACCAUACAGAGACAGCAAGCUGACGAGGCUCCUGAAAGACUCCUUGGGGGGCAACUGCAGGACGGUUAUGAUUGCCAAUGUUAGCCCCUCAUCCAAGUCCUAUGAUGACACCCACAACACACUUAAAUAUGCCAACAGAGCAAAGGAGAUAAAAUCCUCGCUUAAGAGUAAUGUUGUAAGCCUGGAUAGUCACAUUGGUCAGUAUGCUGUGAUAUGUGAGAGGCAACGCCAAGAGAUUCUACAGUUAAAGCAGAAACUUAAAGAAUUUGAGGUGAAGAACUUGGUGCCUGGGGCUUUCAACCCAAUCUCUUCCCAGAAUCAAGCAGAGUUCAAAAGGGUGUCAGAAGCUCUGCAGCACAUUUUUUCAAGCCGUGCCCAAAUCAGGCAAGAACAGCUGGGUCUUGAGAGGCAACUGAAGGAGAAUGAGCUGCGCCAGCGCUACAGUGAGGAGGACAACCUGCAGGUCCAAUUUCUCUCUGCCAAACAGAAGACAGAGAAGGCCACUUGUAAGCAUGAGCGGAAGAUUGCCAGCUUACGCACUCAGCAGCAACACAUAAGCAAGCGUUUGAAGGAGGCAGAGACACGGUUCCUAGAAAAUGAUGGUUUGCUUCAUCGUGUCGAGAAUGAGAUUAAGUUGCUAAAGUCGAAUGAUCCGGCCUCAACGGUGUUAGAGAAGGACCUAUAUUGUCACAGACUGGAGCUGCAGGUCAAUGACCUCAAACAACAUAUCAAACAGAUGGUUGAGCUCACUACGCUGCAAGAUCAGGAGAACAAGCGCAUGCAGAAAAUGGUGAACAUCUUGCUGCCAGCUCAUAGUCGACACUAUUCUGCAUUGCAAGGGGCUGGGUUAACCAUUCCAGCAGACGAGCUGGAAAACCAUGAGCUGGAGCACCUUGUGUUAAGGGAGAGAGGUGUGGUUUGGGCAGACCAGGAAGGGGCAGGGCAGCAGAUGAAAGGUGAAAAGAUUGGUGUGAGCUUUCAGGAGACAAAUGAGAUGGGAAGCAUUGGGCUCCGCAGUGAGCUGGCACCUAUCCUGUCUUUCUCACAUCUGCAAUACCACCAGAGUAGCCCCUGCAGUGCAGAGAGACACACUAAAAGAACAUCACUGUGCAAUGCUGCUCCAUCACCUAAAGUUUUUCUAGAGAGAGGAAAGCAACCAAAUGUGACGCAAGAUAAACCUCCGCGAAUGCCCAUCAGGAGGAAUUUGUCUGCGUCGCUUCCACCACAGAGUCCGCAGACCAUUGCCAAGUCGAAAGGGUUUGAGGAGGGCAUGCUUCCACUCCAGUGUACUCCAGAACCUGAUCAGAAAACAGUGAAGCCUCAGCCACUAAGUUCCUCCAGCAACAUGGAUCCAAACAUGACUUUUGAAGUGAUAGACACUGAUGAUCAAACUGCAAAUAAUGCAACCAUCAUAAUAAGCUGUGGCAGUCCAUGUCAAGCAUCAAAGUCCACAGACGUGUCAGUGCCCAGUCAACAUCGGCAUCUUCCCACAACCACUGAGGGAAAACAGAUUCUUUCCAAAAGACAACAGACAACGCUUUUGCAAGAAGUGCGAAGAGCCAACCCAACUUACAUGGACAUGACGUCUGCUGCACAAGGAAAGCGUAAAUUUAACAGAAGCAUCAAAGAAGAGGGUUUCUCUUCUCUGCACGGUUUCUCUGCACCGAAGCGCAUAAAGAAAGACUCCUCAGUGGCCCAAAAGCCAGUCAGAGUGCAUUGUUUUGGGGGGUCUGAGAACAAGCCCCGCAGAGUUGUGAGGAGCAUUUCUGAAGGGAACCUCAACUUCCUCGAACCUCAGAAAUCCAAGUCUAUUUUCUUUAAAACGUCCCAGCAGUUCAAAAAGGUGGCCAAGCGGAUGUGAAGGAACACUGCAUUCACAUAAGACUGGUUUGCUUUAAUAAACAUAUUUACUCAGCACUCUUUUCAGUCCAUAUUUGUCUUUUUAGAACAUUUUUUCUCUGAAGAACUAGAAAAUAAAGCAAUCUGUUGUGUAGAUUUCUCCAGCAGAACCUCAGUGACACUCAGUGUUGAGUUUUUUUUUAUUUUCUUGUGCUCUGUAAUUAAGAAUCACACUGCAGGGAAGUUGGACUUGAUUUUAUGUAAACACUGCAUAGAUAUAGGUUAUCUGUGUAAAUAAUUCCUCUGGUUUACAGUCUUACUUUGUAUUUUAGUCCUUUCGUUUAGCUUUUAAGAUGGAUUUUGUAACAUUAAUGGACAAACUAAUAUCACAAAACAUCUGAUCUUUUACACACAUGUACUUUUAACAGGUUUUAGAAUAUCAUUUCUAUUUUAGGUGACCAUGUUUCUCAAGGCAGCUAAUAGAAAUUAAACUUUUAUAAUCUGAGCUCAUUUUAAUAUUGUUUUUUGUGUUGUGUUUGUUAUUUUAAUUUCUUGUACAGUUUACAAGAUUAAAUCUUCCAUAAUAAAGUUGCUUGUAACAGAA
Molecule: messenger RNA, 3524 nt
Organism: Melanotaenia boesemani (Boeseman's rainbowfish)
Lineage: Eukaryota; Metazoa; Chordata; Actinopteri; Atheriniformes; Melanotaeniidae
Gene: kif18a
Product: kinesin family member 18A
Exons: 18
Coding region: 177-2942 (921 amino acids)
Biological process (GO): mitotic spindle organization; microtubule-based movement
Molecular function (GO): ATP binding; microtubule motor activity; microtubule binding
Source: RefSeq, a predicted model, not a curated record